AUGGCGCGGAAGGGUUCCCAAAAGGUCAGGACUGGUUGUAGGACCUGCAAAAGCCGAAGAGUCAAAUGUGACGAGACAAAACCACACUGCCUAAGAUGUACCAACCACGGCCGGAGCUGUCAGGGCUACCCAAGCCAGGACACGGUCAACUACUCGUGGGGCGAACUUCUGCAGAAGAGACCCAUCAUGCCCGCCCUCACUCAUCGCACCCCCUCCGCGGAUCGCCGUGCUCUCGACUUCUACUUCCGCGUUGUGGCCCCCAUCUUGACCGAGUAUUCCGAUGACAGCUUUUGGAUCCAGCUAGUGGCGCCGGCUACCGAGCAGGAUGCCGCAGUCCGGCAUGCAGUCAUUGCCAUCAGCUCCUUGUACGAGCACUCGAGCCUUGAACGCGACACAGCCCAGCUUGACAAGACCCUGGAGAACCACUUCGCCAUCAGUCACUACAACCACGCCCUUCGAGAGAUAAGCAAGACUGCCGACGAGAACACGGUGCUUUUCGUCUGCAUCCUGUUCGUCUGCAUCGAGGUUCUCAACAACAACAAGGACGCGGCCGUGGCCCACAGCCGACACGGAGUCCGCAUCUUCAACGGCUCCAGGAGCAGGAGCUCCCUUUGGGUCCGCGAGCGCCUCAUGUCCAUGUUCGUCCGUCUGAGUAUCUUUCCCACCCUGUUCGACCAGAAAUCGCUCGUGUUUCCGCCCUUUGUCGAUGCCGAAUCAGACCUGGGGGGCACGCCGACCAACCUCGACACCUACCGCUCCAGCAUCGACGCCAUAAUGACCCGCUGCCUUCGCCUGCUCCGGACCCUCGGCCCGCGCCACGGCUUGCCGUUGUGGCCCGAUGACUGGCCCCUGCCGGACGGCGUGGCUGCCUCGCAGCAAACGCUCAGCUCGCUGCUCACCACGUGGCAGAAUAAUUUCUCCGUCUUUGAGCUGGCACAUCCGCCGCUACAUCACAAGACGCAGGUCCUCUACCUGAUUAUGCGCAUGAAGUGCCUCGUAGGCCAUAUCUGGAUGGGCACGUGCACAGAACGCAACGAGACGUCGUACGACAGGUAUCUCGCCGUAUUUCGCAACAUAGUCGACCUGGCCGCGCAGGCCGUUGUCCUAGAGAGCGGGCGUGACAGAGCCCCCCAGGCGCUGGCCAAGCCCAAGUUUGUCUUCGAUCUCGGCUACCUGCCCAUCCUCAACUUCGUCGCCCUCAAGUGCCGCGACCUGGGCACCCGCGUGGCCGCUCUCGACUGCAUGGCGAUCCUACCGGCCGCUCGCGAGUUUCUCUGGGACUCGGCCCUCGAGAUCUGCAUCGCGUGGCGCGUAGUGGAAAAGGAGCACGGCGCUGACCGCCGCACGCUCGAGACGCGCAGAGACAGGGCGCCGCGCGAUAUCCCAAUCUUUCCUCCCCCGGACAGACCGCGCAUAAAGUCUGCCAGGGCGGGAGACACUGCCGAGCUGCGCGCGAACCACUCUGGCGAGCGCGUGGCCCACUACGCAGUUACCUUCUUCACCAAGGUUGUGGGACAAUAUGGGUUGAAGACGGAGGAGGAAUGGAUCGACGUGUGCGCAUCCCCUCCGCACGAGCUGUGGAAACCGGUCCGGAAAACGACGGCCCCGUCCCGAGUUUGA
Messenger RNA from Lasiosphaeria miniovina, 1620 nucleotides. RefSeq lists its product as uncharacterized. Gene Ontology annotation, biological process: regulation of DNA-templated transcription. Gene Ontology annotation, molecular function: zinc ion binding; DNA-binding transcription factor activity, RNA polymerase II-specific. The transcript is spliced from 2 exons. NCBI's taxonomy places the organism in Eukaryota, Fungi, Ascomycota, Sordariomycetes, Sordariales, Lasiosphaeriaceae. Bases 1 to 1620 code for a protein of 539 amino acids. The record is from RefSeq and is a predicted model, not a curated record.